Cladocopium goreaui is the source of this 906-nucleotide messenger RNA. The record is from the annotation of a GenBank genome assembly. Lineage: Eukaryota; Dinophyceae; Suessiales; Symbiodiniaceae.
AUGGCCUUCACGAUGGGCACCCCUCAGAUGACACCAACUGAAGAUCAGUUUGGGGCCUUAGCCCAAAGGGUAUUUGGGGGUGCGCCCAAUGUAGGGCAAAUGAGCGCCAUCAGGCGCAUACACUUCGAAAGCACUACGCUGGUGAUUUCAACAAUACGUGAGAAAGUCACCAGUGAAGGAGCUGAGAAAGGUGAUGCGACAAAGAAAAUUCCCCUUGCAGAGAAGAAACAGAGGAGGGAGGAUCAGCUUGCCCGGCUGAAUGGAAUUUCCAUGGUUGGGCAAUUAGACCCAAGCCACGCUUUGCUUGACUUGGCAAACCAGAUGCUUGAAAGCGGGGCAAUCAUGUGGCUUGCACCUUCGAAAUGCAGCAAGCGUGAUGACGAGGGUGCCAAACCAGUCUCACGCCACAUUGUUACAGGGGGUGAUCUCCAUGCCGCUCGACAAGACGCCACAGCUGUUUUUCUCAAUGUCGAUGACAAUGCAACAGUUGAGAAGGUCCACAUUGGGAUCCCUAGCGAACCUGACGAUUUCGUUCAAAGAGCAAUCUCAGCUGGGCACCCGAGAAGCUUGGAACAGCACCUGGACCCGCAAGUCAAGAACAUGAUACAUGCCAACUUUGUUGCAGACCCUUCCAUAGUUGCCAAGAAACGAGCCGACUUCUUCAAGAAGUAUGUCAAACGGGCGUCAGAAUUGGCAGGACAAGAGGAAGAGCUCAGGAGCAAGAUGCCCCAACAUGGCUGGUUGGAUGCAAAGGAAGCCGAAAGGCUCCGUGGUCGAAUGAUUUUCUUCGAGUCUUAUGCAUUUGGUCGUUUAGCAAACAGCACUGCAGGAAACGCCUUGAUUCAUCGAUUCAAGGAAGCCUCCUUCUUCUUAGAGAUAGAGUUUUGGAAGCCCCUCCAGUGGUGA